UAUUAAUGCAUAGUAAAAGAAAAACUUAUAAAAAAAAUGAUGGAUGUAUUUAUUACAUAAUUUUUUUGAUUUCUUAUUUCAAAAAAUAAGUAAAAAACAAUAGAUAGUGAAACUUUUAACUCAUUUAAAAUAGAUUUAUCUAAUUGGAUAUUAAAAUGGAUGAUGACAAUGUAAAUGCUUAUAAAAUUUUAUCUUCAUUUAAUAUGGAGUCUGAUGCUGAAAUUUCUUCAAAAUUGAUCAAUUUCGAGUACUCAUCUACCGAAGAUAGUAUAAUGGAAUUGUUAAGUUCUAUAAAUGGAAUUGGUUAUGAAAUUGAUGAUAAUGUUUUUGCCUUGCCCAGUAUGUCUGUUGAAAAACUUGCAGAGAGAAAAACUAAAAUUAUUAAAAGUCAUCAUGAGUUAGCUAGAAGAUAUUUUCAUACUUUAACAUUUUCUAAAAAAUUACAGAAAAAACUCAGUUUGUUGAACCUUUUGUAUGAUAUUAUUCAUGUGAAAUACUACUCCUCAAAAGAGGAUAAAAGUGUUCAACUUUCUAUGGUACCACAAAAUUCUUUUGAAGAAAUUGCCAAACCUUGUUCUAAAUUAACAGGAUCACAAGUGCUUUUACAAAUAGCAGUGAAAACUGGACUUACAAUGUUUUUUACAUUAUUGAAACAAAGUUGGGAAAACAAAAGUACUAAUGAUAUAAGUAUGGGCUUAGAAGUGCUCAAUACAGCAUUAAAUGUCAUGAGACAAUUAAGUCCUUUAUCUUUAGGCAGUAAAGCAGAGUUGUCUCAACUUGGUUUGGAAUGUUUAGACAAUGUUAUGCAUUUUGUAAAAGAAUGUAUUAAUGCUGAUUAUAUUAAAAAUGUUCAAGUUAAAGAACAACUUGCUGAAUUGUCAUUGUUAUUAGCUUAUCAACGUGAAUCAUUAAUUUACUUAUUAGAAUGGAUUGAUAUGGCAUUGAAUAUAACUUCUGUUUGUUUGCCAUUUGAUAAACUUUAUAAUGUAUUAGAAGAAAUGUCAUCAAUACUAACGUUUGCUUUAGGGCUAGAGGAAAUUGAAAACUAUCGAUCCAUGAAUAAUAUACCAUUAAAAGAUGUUGCGUUGUUAUUAAUGAAAAAACUUGUAAAUUUUGGUGAAACUUCUGUAGUUCGUACUCCUUUAAAUCAAAACUCUGCUGACUUACCUCAGCCAAUCAGUGAAGUUUUUAUGUGGGGGAGUAAUUCCUCAAAUCAACAUGCUGAAGGUGCAACAGAAGUAACAGAUGUACCACGACUUGUUAGAUCAUUAUCAGAUGUACAGCACGUUGAAGCUGGGCAAUAUUGUACAUUUAUUAUUGAUACUAAAGGUUGUGUAAGUGCUUGUGGAAAAAACAGUUAUGGUCGUCUUGGUUUGGGCAAUUCAUCUAAUCAACCAGUGCCUAAAAGGAUUAACAUAAACUGUAAAAUUAAACAAGUAUCUUCUUCCAAAGGUUGUGAUGGUCAUUCUUUAGCAUUGAGUAGUACAGGAGAAGUUUUUAGUUGGGGAGAUGGAGAUUAUGGGAAGUUAGGGCAUGGGAAUGUUACAACUCAUAAAGAACCUAAGUUGAUUCAAGGACCUUUUAUUGGUAAAGUUAUAGAACUUGUAAGCGCUGGAUACAGACAUAGUGCUGCAGUUACUAGUGAUGGACAAUUAUAUACUUGGGGUGAAGGAGACCACGGUCGUUUAGGUCAUGGUGAUUGUACUCCACGCCUUAUUCCCACACUUGUUAAAAGUCUAAAUGAUUUGCCAGUUGGUUAUGUAGCUUGUGGCUCUACUCAUACCUUAGCGUGUUCACGUGAUGGUAAUACUGUCUGGUCAUUUGGUUCAGGUGAUAAUGGUAAACUUGGACAUGGUAAUACAUUAAGACUUUAUAAGCCACAGAAGAUUGAAGGUUUAAGACAUUAUAAAAUAAAAAAAGUUGCUGCUGGCAUUCAUUUUUCAGUUGCACUUACUUGUACUGGUGAAGUAUUUACUUGGGGCCAAGGAUCUAAUUUAGGAUGUGGUUCAGCAGAGAUAACAUUAUUUUCCCCAGCAGUUGUUGAGGAUUUAAUACAAACUAUGAUAAUUGAUAUUUCGGUUGGAGAUUCACAUUGUUUAGCAUUAACAAGAAAUUGCGAGGUUUAUGCUUGGGGUUCCAAUGGUAAAGGACAAUGUGGUCAAGGUCAUUCAACUAGUCCUGUUAGUCGUCCAAGCAAAGUAAUAAAUUUAGAAGGAAAACAAAUUAAUCAAAUAUCAGCUGGAACUUCCCAUAGUGUUGCUUGGACUACAUUACCACCUGAUAGACAAACAAAUGUAUGGCAUAGUCCUUUUUGUAUUGAUUUACACGAAAGUACAUUUAAAUGGUUGAGACAAUUCAUUGAGAAAUAUUGUGAACAAGUUGAAAAUUGUCAAACUUCCCAAAAUAACCUUAACGAAGAAAUGUUAAUUUUGAGUUUAAAUAUGCUCAACAAUCAUCUAUUUUUUGCUCGAGUAUCCGGUCAUAAAUUUUCCAAACUUUUGGGUAAUGAAACUAGCCAAUUGAGAACACUUUUAUUGAAACUUGUAGAUUUACAAGUAAAAGAAGUUGUAGAAAAAAGUUUAAUGGAUUGUUUAUCAACUGGUGCUUCGCUGCUAUUGCCUCCUUUAUCUGGUCGUCUUAAUAUACUUAAAUCACUUCUUGCUCAAGAAACACAUUUAACUAAAGGACAAAAACUUCUUUUAGAUGUUACUGUGUCGAGUUUAAAUGAUAAUAGCCACAUAAGUGCAUUAUUUCAUAUAAAUUCAAUAGAUUUGUAUGAAAACCGUUAUUCAUCAAUUGAAGAAGUUAUGAAACUACUUUUAAAACAUUUAACUGAUAGCACUAUUACUUUAUUACAUUCAAAUAAUUUUACUUCUUUCAAGAAGGAAAACAAACUGGACACAACUCUUUCUUCCUUACAUAAAUUGUUGUUAUCACAUUUAUUAGCUUACAACUUGAAGUCUUACCAUUCUAGCAAUUUCUGUCUAAGUAUGAACCGCCUUUUAAUAAAUCAUUUAGAAUCAUAUUUGAUGUUUGCUAAUAAAUUAUUUUCUGAAGCUGCAAUAUCUUAUAAAAGUGGAUUCCAUCUAUUUUAUGAAGCUAUUUUGGGACAAUCAAUUGUUGGAGAAACUAUGAUAAAUACUAUAAAUUCCUUAACUUUUAUUCAAAGUGAUCAUGUUCAAUCAAUUCUAACAACAUUAACUAAUACUGUCCAAUCAUUACAUGAGUUAAACCAAAAAAUGUGUUAUGAUAUUUCAGAUCCUGAAAAAUCGAAUGAUACAUUGUGGUUUAUUGAAUUAGAAUCAUCUUUUUGUUUACUUAUUGGUCGUCUAAUAUCACAAUCUAUAAUUAGUUCACCAUUAUGCCUAUCAGAAAUAUCAAAUGAACAUUGGUUAAAAAAUAAAUUAUUUUCAUCUGGUAUUGAAAAAUUAGAUGACAACAGUAUAUUUGAUGAUGUUGAAGAACGGUUAAAAACAGUUAUAUCAAAUGGAUUUUCUACAGUUGAGAAUGAGUUACAUUUUAUACCACAACCUUACUUAAAAUUACUUAAGUUUAUUUUAAAUAAAUAUGAACAAAAUGAUGACGACUCAAUUAUAACUGUUUGCAAAAAUUUUAACGACAAAUAUGAUAGCUUUUUAGUUGAUCAAAAAUAUGCAACAAUCAAACGUUUAACAUUACCAUUGUAUUAUGUUGCACUUAUUAAAAUUGAUGGACGGCCAUUGAAAGAAUUUAUCUUAAAUAAAAAGCUAUUAUCAUUUAUUAAUGAAUUGUGUAUGAAAAUGUUUUGUGCUCUAGUGAAUAGCUUUGAUAACAUGACAAUAACUUCUGAAAAUAACAAGUUACCAAAUGUUAUAUUGGAUGAAUAUUUAUGUUUUAAUGUUUCAAGUAAAUGUUGUUUUCUAUUAACAGCUGUUCGAGGAAUACAUAGUGAUCCUUCAAUUCUUAAUAAAUACACUUCGAAAGAUGAUCUUACUCCUACUAACAAAUCACUGUUAGAAUCUGUGUUGGAAUUCGUUUUGGAUUUUAAACAAGCGACAAAUCCAUAUGCGUUGAUACAAGCUUCAGAAAUUGAAGAAAUUAGAGCACAUGAUCGUUUAGCAGCUCUUAAUCGUAUAACAAGGAUGUUAAAAAUUAUUGACUUUAUUCAAGAUUCUUCAAAUCUUAUUUCCUUGUCACACAUGUGUAAAGUUUUUGAAGCCUUCACUUGUGGUUUACUAGGAUUGUGUCAUGUACAAAAUAUUGGCCAUAACAUAAUUGACCAUUAUUAUUCAGCUAUUAAUACUGUUCCUAGAUCAAUUAAAAAACAAAUUCAAAAUUCUAUUCUUAAUAUAUAUAAACAUUUUGAGAUAUAUCUUAGAAUGAGUGUUCCAACUACUGAGCUAUUUUGUAUACAAAUAAGUGUACUCUCAUUACUUAAUAUGCAUUUUACUUUAUCAGAUUUUGAAUACUUGCUUUCAAAUAAUUUACCAGAAAUGUUAGUUAAUAUUUGUAAACUCCAUAUUCCUUUUAUGUCUACUGACAGAUAUUCUUUAGUUUUGGUAAAAAUGACUAGUAAUAUUUUAUACAUAUUGGCAUCAUCUGGGUGUAAUGCAAAAACCAGUUCUGAAAGUAUCAAAGGAGUUUUUAUUAGUAUACAUCAUCUUUUAGAUAUUUUUAUUAAUUCAUCUCAAUGUUCCAUCAUGGAAAAUACUUUUCCUGAAGUUUUUUGUAGCAAGACUUUGAUUGAUGGGGAUGAUGCAUCAGAAUCAUUUCCAGCACAAAAUUAUAUAUGUGAUUUAUUAUCAUUUGUAUUACAAUGCUCAUCAUUUUCUCCAAUAUGUAUUAGCUCUCAUGAAUGGACUGAAACACUUUUAUAUUUAGCUGACUGUUCUAAAAUUAUGCUAUUACCAGAACUAUUUAGAUGCAAAUUAUUAAUACUUAGAUUAUUAGGCCAAAAUUUACCAAAUUUAAAAACAACUAGUAGCACUCGUAAAAAAAUUGUAAAAACAUUAUUAAAACAGUUAGCUAAAAAUAUGUGGUUAAUUCCUCAACAAGUAGAAAAUAUGACAGCCUUUUUAAAACAAGAAGAUUUGGACAGACAAAUGGGAAACAUAUGUUUAAAUGAUCCUAAUGAAUUGGGUAUGUGUGAUCAAAGUAUUGAUGUUGGUGAAUUACCUUUUUCAUUUCACGAAGAAAAAAGUUUCAAUUGUAUCAUAGAAAAUGGCCACACAGUUAUUCAUGCACAUGGUGGGAGGGCAUAUGCUUUAGGAUGUACUCCAUUUGAAAGUGGAGUAUACCAAUGGAAAUUUUUUUUAUUGAAAGAACACAAAGGAAAUGAAGGAUCGUGUAUUGGUAUUUCAAAAUAUCCAAUUAAAGAUCAAAACUAUAGAACUACUACUGAUAUGUGGUUAUAUAGAGCGUACAAUGGUAGUUUAUAUCAUGGUGGUCAAAAACCUCUUGUUUUAAAAACAUUCACCCAAGGGGAUUAUAUCACAGCUAUUUUAGAUAUUGAAGCUAGAACAUUAAGUUUUGCCAAGAAUAAUGAUUAUCCAGUUGUGGCAUUUCAAAAUAUAGAUACUAAAAUUAAACUUUAUCCUUGUGUACUAUGUUACAGUACAGCCGCUGGGCAAAAAAUUAAAAUUAGUGAUUAUAGAGCUGAACGAAAUAAAAAUAGUGAAUUAUUUCCUGGAGAACCUUAUUUAGCCCCUAUGUUUACCUGUAUUGUUGAAAAAUAUGUGGAAAUAAUUCGCAUGUUACAUAAUCUUGAUCAAUGGCUUAAUGAAGUAAAUGUAUGUUUACUGGAUCAACUUUCAUAUCUUAGAGAUACUUUUCCUGAAGUAAAUUUUAAAGAUAGAAAGUUAGAUAUAUCUGAAAUGAAUCAAAGAGAGCCAAUUUGUGAAAAAAUAAAUGAUAUUAAUAUUAAUUUAUUAUGUGAAAAAGUUUGGCCUGCAUUAGCUGUCAUCGGUGGAAUUGAUCGUGGCUUAAGAGUAGAUGGAAUAUGUUAUGAUAUAGAACAGAAAUCAUUUGGCACAAUUUUAGGAACUCUUAAAAAAGGUUUUACUACAGCUAAAGUUAUGUGGGAAGAUAAAAAUGAUACAGUCAGCGACAUAUUAUUUCAUUCCCUAUUGCCUUGUAAUAAUACAAAAUUUAAUUCUUCACGUUUAGAGAAUUUGCCUUCUUUAACAUUGUAUUCAAUAGGACGAUUGAGUGGGAUUACAAAUGAAUUAAUAUUUGCAAAUCAAACUUUUAAUAAAGUAACAGAAAGCUCUUUAGAAGAUAAUUCUUCUAAAUCUUUAGACAUGUUUUCUAGUCAAAUGAUCAUGAAUAUUAUGGACCAGAUAUCCGAAAUAAAAAAUACAAAAAAUCAUAAAAAUAGUGCAUCUGGUUCAAAGUCAACCACGGAUCUCGAAGAUUCUUAUAAUAAUCUUUUAGCUCAUGAAACAAAUAUGUUUAAAAUGUGUUCUCUACAAAUUAGUGCAUUAAAAAGUUUAGAGGUAAUAAUGACAAGCUUUGUAAGUAUAGAUAUGCUAGUCAAUCCAAAAAGAUCAAAAUAUUCAACUGAUGCUAAUAAAAAUGCCAUAAAAGAAUACAAAAAAAAAUACCGUAGAGAUGUUGAUGAUAAUGAUAAUUAUAGAAAUAGUAUUUUGUUAUUUUUAUUUAGGUGUGCUUUUGAAAAAAGUUUAUGUUCUCAGUACUUAGUUAUUGAAACAGAUAUUGUUGAAUGUGAAAGAAUAUUGAACAUACUUUAUAAUAACUAUCUCAAAGAAUGUGCAGAAAAUAAAUAUAAAAUUCCAGAUUUGCAAAAUCGUUUAAAAACUCUUAUAAGCUUUCAAGAAAGCAAUAAUUUACAACGAAGAGAAUCUAUUUCUGGAGAAACAUCAAGAAAUACUGAUGAUCCGCCUAGGAGGAUUGUCCGAUCUCGGCGUAACAUGCUCCAUCGAUCAAACACUAUUUAUAUGUGCCCAAAUAAUAGUAUUCUUGGGAAUAGUAAUAAUUCAUCAAAUGAAAAUAAUGAAAGAGUUCCAGCUAUUGCUACUCCUUUAAUUGAAAUGGGAUUUUCUGCCAGACUAGUUCAGCGAGCAAUUAACGCUUUAGGCAAUACUUGGGAAAUGAUGCCACGUAAUGUUGCUAUUAAUAGUUUAGCUACAUGGAUGAUAGAACAUCCAUGUAUUCAAGAAACUAAUGUGGAAAAUACUGCAGACAAUGCAGAAAACAGAUCAUCGAUAUCUACUACUUUAAGACUACCAAAUUAUGGAUCUCGUUUUGAGAAUCCAACAGAUGAAAGUAUUGAAAGUUCUGUUGAUUUAUUGUCACAUAGAAGAGUAGUAACUUCAAGAAGACGCCCAAGAGAACUUAUGACUGACUCUUCUUCAAAUAGAGCAUCUGGUUUACUUGUUAAUAAUGAAUUGACUGAAGAUUCUAUUAAUAGAGUAAUGGCUAGCAUGCAUGCCUUUUCAUCAGAUGUUGAACAACCUGAAUCACCCCCUGAAACCCCUCCACGUGUACAUUCACCCAGUUUAGAUAUUGUUACUGGAGUUUUUGAUUCAAUUAGAUCUCGGUUAGAUGGUACUUCAAUGCCAUCAUCUAGUCAAAACUUAGGAUCUAAUACUUUUGGCGAAACUAGACAAUUAUCAGAAAUAAUUUAUCCUGAAACUUUAAGUUCAAUAACACAAAGAGCACCAAAUGAUUCUUCUUGUACUAAUUGUCAAGAGAAAAUUGAAAAAUUAAAAAACAUUGAUUUCAUUAAACCAAAAAAAUCUUUACAAGCUGAUUGGAAUAUAGUAUCUAAUUUGAUGAAUCAUUACAACUACUGUGAUAAACCAUUUAACUUGGAUUCAAUUCAUGAACAGUUAAAUUCAUGUCAGUUCAUAUCUGACAGUGUUGAAGAUAAUACAAUGGAUCAACUUGGUAUUGAAAUAGUUCCACGUAUUUCUACAAAUGAGUGCAGUUCAAAUGAUAGCAUAUUUCAAAAUUCUCCAAUUUUCAAAUUUUUAUCUUUGGAAGUUGCUUUGAUGACCAAUUCAGAAGAUCGUUGUAAAACCAUUAAUCGAACGCUUCACACAAUGUUACAUUUGGGAUCUAGAAAUAUUGUUUUAAAUACAUUGAUGUCCCUUAUAAAUUGGUCUUUUGAGACUGAAGAUGUUGUUACUUGGAAAUUAGAUGAAUUAGGUUUUACAAACGUCACCAAAAUCGUGCAAUUUUUGAGACUGCUACUUAUUUUAAAUAUUUGGACUGAAAGAGAAUAUAAAGAAAAUCAAGUUUUACCCAAUGUAUUAGAAAGGAACACCCUUGAACUUCUUUCACGAAUUACUAUUGCAUUGGCCGAUAAUUUUCAACCAUCUUAUAAUUUAAUAAUUUCUAUCAUUGUUCAGGAUAUUUUUACUGUUGCGACUGAAGGAGUUUUAAAUUUGCGUUAUAAUAUAAAAAUUACCAAAUUAAUUGUUAAUGAACUAGUAAAAAAACUUGAUAUUUUUUCAAAAUAUGAUGAGCGUAAUGUCGUCAGUAGCCCAAAUGAAAAUGAUAAAAUACCAUCAUGUAAAAUGCUUAUAAAUGCCUUAUCAGCUUGUAUAUUAUCACAUGUAGUUAGCAAUGAUAUAAAACAUUGGGCUUGCAAACAAUUGGUAAAUAUACUAGUGAAUAAAUCAGCUCUUCAAAAGCUUUCAGUAUUACAAAAUGAGUCAGAUUUUCCUGGUGCUUUAAAAAGAUGUCCUAUAAUUAAAUUAGAAGGCCAUGAAAACCGUAUAAAUCAUGUUAUAUGGCAACCAAAGCAAAAAUUACUUGCAUCAUCUGGUUUCGAUGGAACUAUGAGAUUGUGGAAUAAUCAGUUAAGUCUAGAAACUACAUUGAUGUUUUUUAAAUCAUCAGAUGUGUAUGGUAACGAUUUGAAUGGAGAACUUAUAUCAAAACUUGCAUGGUCGCCAUCUGGAUCAUGUAUUGCUGCUUCAAUGGAAGGAACUUUAAAUAUUUAUACAAUUAAACGAACUAUCUGUGAUGAAGAUGAGACAGGUUUGUCUACACAUACAAGAGAUGCUUGGAUAACAGCCUUAGCAUGGUCUGGAACAACAACAAAAAAUUCUUAUGAUUUCCAGACCCAAUAUUUAUUAGUCGGAGGUGUUGAUGGGUCUGUCAAUGUUGCAACUGUGGAGUGUUUAUCUAAAAUAACCUAUGAAAAAUUAAAUGAUUUCUGCUGCUCAGGAGUUCCAGUAUCUCAUAUAGCAUGGCAUGAUGACUUAACAUCAUUUGCAAUAGCUUUUUCUUCUGGUACUAUAAAAAUUGGUCAGAUUCAAAAUCCCACUCAACCAGAAGUUUUAACAGUCUGCCAAAGUCCUAUAACGACUUUGCAAUGGUCUAGAGCUUUUGAAAUAUUGUCUGUAAGUAAUGUAGAAGACUCGAGUGUAAAACUUUGGGUGAAGAAACAAAAUUUUUGGGAAAUUUUUCAUGAUUUAAAUCAUUCUAAUGAACCAACAUGUGUAGUUUGGUCUCCAGUUGUUGGUAAUAAGGGUUUAUUACUCUGUGUUGGAACUGUUGUUGGUACUAUUAAUGUUUGGUUAAUACCAACACCAUUUUCCAAGCAAAAGCCAAAAGUUCUCUAUUCUUUUCAAGGACAUAUGUUUAACUCUGUGACUUCAAUGGCUAUUCAUAAUAGUGGCCUGGUACUUGCAUCUGGUUGUAGUAAAGGGACUAGUGGAGUAGUAAAUAUUUGGUCACUUUUUGAUGGAAGUUUACUUAACACCCACACUGGUUCUGGUGGUGUAGAUGAUUUAUGUUGGAUGGAUGACCAAUUAGGUCUUGCUGUUUGUUUUGCCCGUUCCAAGGAUGUUACAGUUAUUCAAUUUAGUGCAGAUAAUUUGAUGCAUAACCGUUUUGAAUCAAAUGCUCGUAGUGCAUUAUAUAGACGAAGACUUCACGAUAUUCAAUAUUUCCGUAAAUUUGUCCAAUCAUUGCCUGAAUUAUUGCAGCUUCAAAUGAAUCAUGAAAAACAUAAAGUAUUAAUGGGUGAUCGUCUAUUAUAUAGUGAUUACUUAAAAGGCCUUAUUGCCAUUGCCUUAGAAAUUUGGCCAGAUCAAACUUUUUGCUUCCCUUUUGUGCCACCUAAUUCGAGCCACAGUAUUGAAUUUUAUGAAGAAUGGCAAUGGUUGCAAAGAUUAAUAAUGGUUUUAAAUACAUCAAAAGCUUUGUUAACAAGGAAAAAUUUUCCUGAAACAUUUAUUAAUUAUUUUUCAAGUGACAUUAACGAAGAGAAUUGUGACUCUUAUUUGUGGUUAGAAGCUAUUAAUAAUACCACAUGGACAUUUGAAGCAGAUAAACAAAUUGUUCAGUGGUUCAAUACAACACCUCAUGACUGGCAACCUUACACAAAAUGUGAUGCAUACCUUUGGGGAAAUGGACGUAAUGGACAAUUGGGAGAAAUAGCUGUUGGUCAAUCUUUAUGGUCUCCAAAACAUAUGCCUAAUUUUAAAAUAGCUCAAAGAAUUAUUUGUGGACAAAACUGUACAUUUGUAUUGACUAGUCAGGGUACAGUCUUCUCUUGUGGUGAAGGAAAUUAUGGUCGUCUUGGCCACGGCCAUUCUGAUAGUUUACCCAACCUUACUAUGAUAUCAGCCUUGCAAGGAUUUGUAAUAAUUCAAAUUUCUACUUCUAUUGGUUCUGAUGGUCAUAGCCUAGCUUUAACAGAAACUGGAGAAGUUUUUUCGUGGGGUGAUGGUGAUUUUGGAAAACUAGGACAUGGAAAUAAUGAACGACAGCGUAAACCAAAACUUAUUGAAUCUCUUUAUGAUGUUGUUGUUAUUCAAGUUGCAUGUGGACAUAAACAUAGUGCUGUAUUAUCUCGAGAUGGUGAAGUUUAUGUAUUUGGUAGUGCAGAACAUGGAAAACUAGGGCUUGGAGGCCAUACUAAUAAGAAACGGCCAACUAAAAUUAUUCAUAAAGGCUUUCUUAAUGUCAAAAAUGUUGCAUGUGGACAAAAUCAUACUGUGUGUGUUGGAGAAAAUGUUGUAUGGUCAUUUGGUGAAGGAGAAGGAGGAAAAUUGGGGAUCGGAAAUAAACAAGAUAGUUACAUUCCACAACUUAUUGUAAGUUUGACUGGUAAAAAUAUUAAAAAAUCAUUUUGUGGAAACCGGUAUACUUUAUUCCUCUCUGAAGAUGGUGAACUUUAUUCAUGUGGAAUAGACAAUUUAAAUGAUGCACAAGAUACCAUAUAUCAAGAAAAAUUAUACCCAGAAAAGAUUUUUGAGUUUCAAGGGCACUUUGUUAAAGAUGUAGCUACUGGUCCUGAUCAUGUAUUAGCUUUGACUAAUUCUGGUAAUGUGUGGGCUUGGGGUAAUAAUUGUGAAGGUAUUCUUGGAUUUGGUCACAAUUUACCUGUUCAUAAACCUGAAAUAGUUAAAAUUCUAUCUGAUAAAAAUAUCCAACAAAUAACUACAAGUCGUACUCAUUGUGCUGCAUGGACAGCAGAACCUCUUGUAAGUGAAUCUACAAAUAUUUUUCAUAAAGAUUUACCUACAUCUAUACCUUAUCAAUAUGGUCAUUUACAAGACUACAAAGUGAAUGCAAUAGCUGCUAGAAUGAAAUGCUUACAGCAGUUCUCUAAUAUACUGUAUACCUGCUGGCAGAUGAUACCAUUUAAUUCUCCCGAUUUUGAUUGGAGUAAUAUUAAGCGAUGGCAUUGGCUAUCAGAUAAAAGACUAAAAUGCUUAUUUACUAAUAAAAUUGUUAAACUUCCAUUAAUGAAAGUAAUAAGUCGAACAAUGAAUCAAGGACAAAAUUAUGGGCCACAAAUUAUUGUUAAACGUCUAGGUAGUAAUGGUGCAAAUAUUUCUAUUUUUGAACAAGUGGCUAAACAAAUUGUUAACAUCAAUCCUGAAUUAUUAAGAUUACCAUCAAGAGCAUGGAAGGUAAAAUUAGUCGGAGAGGGAGCUGAUGAUGCAGGAGGUGUGUUUGAUGAUACAAUUGCCCAAAUGGUUGAAGAACUUCAAACACAAACAAUUAAAUUAUUAAUAUUGACACCAAAUGGACGUAAUGAAACUGGUUAUAAUCAAGAUCGCUAUUUGUUUAAUUCAAAAAUGAAUCAGUUAAAACAUCUACAACUGUUCCAAUUUUUAGGUAUAUUAUUUGGUGUUGCUAUAAGAACCAAAAAACCUUUAGCACUUCCUUUGUCACCAUUAAUAUGGAAAAUGAUUAUUGGAGAAUCAUUAAAUAUGUCUGAUCUUGAAGAAAAUGAUACUUAUUAUGCUCAAAACUUAACUAGUAUACAAAAUAUUCACCAGACUGGGGUGACAGAAGACAAUUUUGAAGAAGUUAUACCAUAUUUAUGUAUGACUGGUACAAGUUGGACAGAACAAACUGUUGCUUUAAUUCCAAAUGGUCAUUAUGUACCUGUUACAUAUUCAAACAGACUAAAAUUCUGUGAAUUAGCAUUAAAACAACGGUUCCAUGAAAUGGAUGAACAAAUAUUAGCUGUUAGAAGAGGUCUUGCUGCUCUUGUUCCAUUACCAUUACUUACGUUUCAAACUGCUGAUAAUUUAGAACGCAUGAUUUGUGGACUACCUGAUAUAUCAAUACCAGUAUUAAAGACUAUUGUUAGAUAUAGAGAAAUGGAUGAAAACUCACAAGUUGUUCAGUGGUUAUGGGAAAUUUUAGAUGGAUUUCAAGAUUCUGAAAAAGUGUUAUUUUUGCGUUUUGUUUGUGGGCGAUCUCGUUUGCCCUCAAAUUUAUCUGACUUUUCUCAACAUUUUCAAAUAAUUAAAGUUGAAGAUAAACUAGAUGGCCUUCCAACAGCUCAAACAUGUUUUUUUCAAUUAAGAUUAACUGACUAUAGUAGUCAAAAAAUAUUUGAAGAGAAACUUAAGUAUGCUAUCAAUAAUUGUCGUACUAUAGAUAUGGAUAAUUAUAUGUUGUUUCGAAAUGCAGAUGUUGAUUCUGAUGAAGAUCUUCCAUACAAUAUUUAAUUGCAACUACAUAUAUUUAAAUAUAUAUGUACAUAGAUACUUAAUUAUAAGAAAUAUUUUAAAUGUCUUAAUUUAUAAUUAUAUGUCUGUUGUAAUUAACAAAUGAUAUAUUUAUAGACAUUAUAAUCGUAGAGAAACUAUAAUCAAAUACCCAAACAUGAUACCAUUUUGUACAAAUUUAUAAACAUAUUUUAAUGUAUGGAAUAAAAAUACA
Molecule: messenger RNA, 13140 nt
Organism: Daktulosphaira vitifoliae (grape phylloxera)
Lineage: Eukaryota; Metazoa; Arthropoda; Insecta; Hemiptera; Phylloxeridae
Product: probable E3 ubiquitin-protein ligase HERC1
Exons: 62
Coding region: 156-12926 (4256 amino acids)
Molecular function (GO): protein binding; ubiquitin-protein transferase activity
Source: RefSeq, a predicted model, not a curated record